CGUCUGCACGCACAUGCGCGUCCCCGGUUGCUUACGUCACCUACUGGGAAUGCAUGGAGAACGGAAUCUCUCAGCUCUCUGCCAGCAGGCCUCUUCUCCUGGACCCCUAGCGAAAGUAGGUUAACGGCGUCAAGGAGCGUAAACAAGAGAAAAAGGUCUCAUUUUCUGAGACAACUUUCUUACAAGGUAAUGGCAGCCAAACGUCGUGCUGUCGUGCGCCCUUACUGGUGAAUCCUGCCAUGUCUGGUCCUACCUGGCUGCCACCGAGGACUCUGGACAGUCCAGACCAAGCCGUCUCCCCCAUGUCCCACUCUGCAGGGUCGGCCAUUUACCGGGCGCCCAUCAAGAAGGGUGCGCCUGACUUCCGGCCAAAAUACAGCGCUUUUGAUCAGAACGGAGGAGGGGUGAUGGCCACCAGGUAUAUGGCGACAGGACCUACAGGUAAAACAGUGGAAUAUGAAUUGUUAGAUUGUUAUUGUUACAACGGUGCGAAGGCUCAUUUCGGGUUCUGUUCUUGCAAAGGCGGGCCUGGUCAUCAUUCUCCUGGUGAUCUGUACUAUUCCCCCCCACACGGGCCCAAAGAAGAGCGCAACUGGACCCCCCAUGUGGACAGCUACGAGCUCCCACACCCCGGCCCAAAAAAGCCAGUGAGCCAUCACUCCAAGAUCGAUGCCGAUAUCGACUCCCUCACCUCCAUGCUGGCCGACCUUGAUAGCAACCCCCAUGACGCCAGCACGCAACUGUACGACAAUGUGCCUUACAAUAAAUACCUCCCAGGGGAUCACUACCAACCUGCGCACCACGUCGCCGCCCCACCUCAGAGCCGGCCCGCCUCAGGGUACCCUCCUCACCCCCAGAGCCAGUACCACCCGUCGUCACCGUACGCCGAGCAGCACACAUCUCAGUACCCAGCAUGCCAACAGCAGGACUACUACAGCUCAUCCACACCAAAACCGUACCCCCAGCCAGUGCCGGCCUCCUACACCACGGCCUCCACCCCCACCGGGCCGAGGUUCAGCGUGCAGGUCAAGACCGCCCAGCCCGUCACGUACUCUCAGACGGGGAGGCAGGCAGAGCAGGCCUACACACCCCCGCCGCCUCGCCAGCAUGUACCACGUCCCCCGCCUCAGACCAGCCCACAGGACUGGUAUCCCCUGCACCCGGGCAUGCAGGAGAGCCCCCCCGAAGCGGGCUACAUGGGAAGUGGAUCGGGAGGAAGAAUCAAGCAGGUGGCCUUGCCGAAAAGAGGGAUGGAAAAUAAUCAAGCAGGGGCUGCACAUUUACACAACAAGUUGGCAGCACCGACAAGACCAGAGGAGGAGUUGGACCGCCUCACCAAGAAGCUGGUGUACGACAUGAACCACCCUCCAACUGAGGAUUAUUUCGGCCGUUGCGCCCGUUGCGGAGACAACGUGGUCGGCGACGGCAGCGGUUGCAUCGCCAUGGAGCAGGUGUUCCACGUAGAGUGCUUCACCUGCAUCACCUGCCACGCCCGCCUGCGAGGACAGCCCUUCUACGCCCUGGACAAGAAGAGCUACUGUGAAACGUGCUACGUUAGAACACUAGAGCGAUGCUCAAAGUGCACCAAGCCCAUCUUGGACCGCAUCCUGCGCGCCAUGGGAAAGGCAUACCAUCCUCGCUGUUUUACAUGCGUGGUGUGUAACUGCUGCUUGGACGGCGUGCCCUUCACUGUGGACGCCACCUCGCAGAUACACUGCAUCGACGACUUCCACAGGAAGUAUGCGCCCCGCUGCUCCGUGUGUGGCGAGCCUAUCAUGCCCGAAAUGGGUCAGGAGGAGACGGUCAGGAUCGUGGCGCUGGACCGCAGUUUUCACGUCAACUGUUACGUUUGUGAGGAAUGUGGCCUCCUGCUGUCCUCCGAGGGCGAAGGUCGUGGAUGCUACCCGCUGGACGGCCACAUCUUGUGCAAGAGCUGCAGCGCUCGGCGUAUCCAGGAUCUCUCUGCAAAAAUCUCCACGGACUGCUGAUCAAUUAAAAAACAAGAAAGAAGACCCAUAAUCACAUCGCACAGCUUUAACGCCCCCUCUGCCUCCCUCCUCCAUUGUGUUGUAUUUGCGAGUGUGACAGGUAAGCUGUUUGUUACUAAUCCAAACGAGAGCUUGUGUUGCAGUUUUUUCUUGAUCAUAUUUGUGUCCAACAUGUACACGAGAAGGUACAGUUUACAGCAAAUUGCACACCUUUCCCCCCAUACUGAAGGAUGACAGAGAAAUGUGUCAGUAUUGCCUCAAACCAGCGCAACAAUAACUGUGACUUGCCGUUACUCUUUUGUAGCCUCGUAGACGGAAGUAGAAUGUCGUGUUUCACCUUCGUACGAUGCGGCUAUUUCGGACUGUUACUCAGAAGAUGCCGGUGCAAUGAAGUCGGGAGCGAGAAGGAAAACAGGGUGAAAACAUUCUCACGUGCAAAUUGGAAUCCUUUUUUUUGCGCCAUAAUGCAAGUCAUGGCGUUUUUGUGAUACAACCCUUUUGUGUAUUUUUGCACUUGUUAUUCUGCGUCAGUACUUGUUCAACCUCCGUCCCCAUUUCUUGUCUAUUUGUGUCCUAAAGGGCUAAAACAUGUACAGUAAACCUCACCUGAAGAAUGUUUAACCCCUUCCCUCUUUUUUAAGCUUCAGUUACAUUAAUAAUCUCACAUGAAAUCCUCAAAUAUUUAGUUUGAAUGUUAUGUCCAGUUGCACAAUCAGCCAUGUAGCUUCGCUGACGUCCUCUUUUUGUUUCCCCUUUUCUCAACUUUUAAAUGCUGUGAAGUGGAACUCAUGGUCAUUUUGCUGUGAUGAGGCGGCCGCUUUUUGUGCCGAGUGAUAAUAA
Molecule: messenger RNA, 2828 nt
Organism: Entelurus aequoreus (snake pipefish)
Lineage: Eukaryota; Metazoa; Chordata; Actinopteri; Syngnathiformes; Syngnathidae
Gene: trip6
Product: thyroid hormone receptor interactor 6
Exons: 9
Coding region: 240-1988 (582 amino acids)
Biological process (GO): cell-cell adhesion
Cellular component (GO): stress fiber; focal adhesion
Source: RefSeq, a predicted model, not a curated record